UUCUUGUCUCAUAAAAAACUUUCAUAAAAGAGAUUUCUUAGUUUUUAAUAUUAUUGCCAUUAAUUAAACAUUAGAUAUAGCAUUGGAUACGUAAAAAGACUGAUAAGAUGUUCUUGUGUCCGAUAACAAGACGUGGGAAGAAGAAGAAAUCUUCGAGUAGUGAUAAUGAUAAGAGUUUAAACAAUUCGGGCAGCAGUAUUGGGAUGGGAAGAAUAACAGGUUCUGCAUCAAUUGAAACAUUAGUAAGAGUCGGAAUUGAGAAGGAACAUGGAUUAGGACCGGAUUCAAAAAUGGUUGUGUUGCAUGACUUUACACCUUGCGUCGAUGAUGAAUUAGAAGUUAAACGAGGACAAAUUGUAAAUAUUUUAUAUCGAGAGAAUGAUUGGGUUUAUAUAAUAGGACAGGACACAAGACAAGAAGGUUUCAUUCCACAUUCGUAUUGUGCACCGUAUAAUAGUCAGCUAGCUGAUUUAGCUAUUAAAAAGAAAUUGCCCCGGAAUGCAAAUGUGCCAGGAGUUGAGAAUCAACUUAGUGAUUAUAGUGAGAUGGAAAAUCAUCAAACGAAUGACAUCAAUAUACAGAAUAAUUUAAAGCACUCACAAGCAAGCUUAAAUUCUGAGCCAGAUUACUUGCCAUUUUCAAAGGAUCCGAGUGGAAGAUAUAUUGUACUUUACACAUUUAUUGCGAGGGACGAGAAUGAUGUAUCUGUCGAACGGGGUGAAUUCGUGACUGUUUUGAAUAAAGAAGACGUUGACUGGUACUGGAUCGUAAGAACUGAUGGACAAGAAGGAUUUGUCCCAAGUGCCUUUGUUUAUCCAGCAGAGAAUAUUUUACAAGCUCAAGAUACAUUAGCAGGAAAUAUUCCGAAUAACGUGAAUACAACGAAUAAUUUAAAUAAUGGAAAUCUCUUUUCGCUUAAUAAUAGUAAUAAUAAUAUAAACAAUAAUACUCAGUUUAAUGCAACAAGUGCUAGUUUUUUGAAUAAUAAUCAGCAACAGCAGCAAAUUCAAAAUGAAUUUUCAUCACAAGACGAUUUGAGAUAUCAUGGAACAGAAUUAGUUAUGUUAUAUGAUUAUAAGGCACAAGCGCCAGACGACUUGAGUGUGCGACGUGGUGAAUUGAUUUAUGCUGACUUGAAUAAUCAAACAGUUGAUGGCUGGUUAUGGUGUUAUGCUCCGAAAGCAUCAAAAAAAUGUGGAAAAUAUGGCUUCAUCCCGAAGAGUUAUACGCAUACAUACAAUAGGCAAAACACAAGCGUUUAAUGCUACAUGUUUAAUUAUUGAAUUUAAUGAGAUUAUAUGUAUGGAAAUUGCUUCCGUCCCAAAACUUUUUUUAACAAAUUACUAACAAACACAUUCCAAAUUAUGCCUUACAAAUUGAACUUCCAGUGUUGAUGAGUGAAAUUUUAGGAUUAAAAUGUUUUUAUAACUUGAC
Molecule: messenger RNA, 1434 nt
Organism: Chironomus riparius
Lineage: Eukaryota; Metazoa; Arthropoda; Insecta; Diptera; Chironomidae
Source: the annotation of a GenBank genome assembly